This is a messenger RNA of Macadamia integrifolia, 738 nucleotides long. RefSeq names its product VQ motif-containing protein 31-like. The transcript is spliced from 2 exons. The record is from RefSeq and is a predicted model, not a curated record. Lineage: Eukaryota; Viridiplantae; Streptophyta; Magnoliopsida; Proteales; Proteaceae. The coding region runs from base 158 to 727 and encodes 189 amino acids.
AUGAUAUAGAAGAAACAACAACCUGCAGUUUUGUUGAGAAACUUCUCCGGCAGCUCUCAUUUGAUUCAGAGAGGAUUAAUUUGCUCCUCUUUAGUGGUCAGAAAGUAAUCAAGGUAGCCUCUACACAGGUUGGAAACUUCAUAGUGGCUAAAGGUAGAUGGAGAAAUCAGUGAAUCAGGUUUCACGAGGUUCGACCACAUUCAUCCAAGCAGAUAAAACCAGUUUCCGCGAGCUUGUCCAGCGAUUAACCGGUCCAUCCACAGAUUGUGAUAGGAAAUCCUCCACUACACCUUCCAAUGAAGCAACAAAUGAUGGGGCAACUGUGAAGGUCACAGGAAUCAAAAGACCCACAUCCAAACUCCAUGAAAGGAGGGAAUACACAAGGACCAAGCUUGAGAUAGUUAAACCGGGUUUAUCUGUUUUACAAACAUCUGAAACUGGUUUUCAUUUCAAUGACCGGGCUCCCUCUCCAUCCCAAUCUGGUAACUUUGCUUUCAAUACAAGCCCUUUAGGCACCCCAUCUAAUGCUUUAUUCAAUCUUUCAAUCUCUGGUGAAGAAGAUGAAGAAAAGUCAAAAUCAGUGCCAUCCGAUCAAAAUAGAGAAGAAGAAGAAGAGAAAGCCAUAAGAGAGAGAAGGUUUUACUUUCAUCCUUCACCCCGGUCUGGACUGGGAAAUGUUGAACCGGAAUUACUUCCUUUGUUUCCACUCACAUCUCCUAAAUAUUGAGGUUGGUACUU